This is a messenger RNA of Trypanosoma cruzi, 996 nucleotides long. RefSeq names its product mucin-associated surface protein (MASP), putative. The record is from RefSeq and is a predicted model, not a curated record. The transcript has a single exon. Bases 1 to 996 code for a protein of 331 amino acids. Lineage: Eukaryota; Euglenozoa; Kinetoplastea; Trypanosomatida; Trypanosomatidae.
AUGGCGACGAUGAUGACUGGCCGUGUGCUGCUGGUGUGUGCCCUCUGCGUGCUGUGGUGCGGUGCUGCGACGGUGGUGUCGUCGGCGCCUGAUGCUACCCGUGCCCAAAGUUUUUGGCGUGAGGAUUUGAUCCAAAAGUGGCAUGAACUGCUGAAGAACGAAUGCAAGGUGGAAAAUCCGUAUGAGAAUAAUGAGGAUUUGAAGGAGUUAGCCGUGAAUUGCUGUGUGCGUGAUGCAAUGAAUGAGCUUUGUAGCGCUUUUUACGGUAAUACUGUCAUGGAAAAUAAGGACGCUAAUGUUGAGGGUAUUUGCAAAGUGUACGCUGGAAAACCAGAUGAUGUUGUUAAUUGCCCAAAACCAAAAACCAACCUGUCGCCUGCUGCGGUAACUCCAGUGAAAGUAUCAGAUCCAGAAGCACCGAGAGAAAAGGAAGAAGAAUUGAGAAAGACACCGGAAGAGGCACCGAAAGCGCCACCGGAAGAGGCACCGACACCACUAGCGGGAACACCUUUGACGAAUUCACCAGCAAACCCAACAAAAGUAUCACCGUCACCGCCACUGAAAGGGCAACCCACCAAUGCAGAGGAAGUGCCGGUGCCAAAUUCAGAGGAAGGCUCAGUGAACACGGGGCCAACAAACGAUUCGGAAGAGGAGGACACUGACACAGUCGCAGACACCGAGCAGGAUGAACCAUCUAACAGUCAAGCCGAACCAGCCACACCAACACACACCGUUGCCAGCGAUAAUGGUGAUAACGAAACGGACAAGGGCACUGGAGAAGAUACUCCGAACAAUACACCGGAACCCGAUGUUGCCGGGACAGAAGAAAAUCAAGAGGAAAAUAAAAAUAAUAAACCGAAGGAAAGAACGCUCCAAGUUGCGGGUAUAAAAACCACCACAGCGACGUCUGGCGACAGUGACGGCGUCAAAGCCACCCCCCCUCUUUUGCUUCUUGUUGUUGCGUGUGCGGCGGCGGCUGUGGUGGUGGCCGCGUGA